AUGCAUAGCAGAUGGAAUGGUUAUGAAGAGUACAGUUUAUUGGGUUGUGGGGUUUAUCCCCUUCGACUUACGUCAAAGUUUACCCCUUCUUCCCCCGCACCUCGCAUGAGUGAUGUUGUUGAAGAGGGUGAGGAAGAGCAGGAGGAUAUUGUAGAUGAAGCACUUUAUUUCUUUAAACCUCAUAUGUUUUUCCGUACCUUUCCUAUCAAAGGUUCUGGAGACCGCGUGAUUUUGUAUCUGACGAUGUAUCUUCACGAGUGUCUCCAAAAAAUUAUUGGAUUGAAACGCGAAGAAGCAGUUUCCACAUUGAUAAAUUAUGCUACACUAUCGUUUGCUUCACCUGGUGAUAAAAACUUCCGUUUCAACAAUUUCUUUCCUGCAGGGGAUCAAUCUGAAGAAGAAAAGUGGAAGGAGUACGCAAAACAAAUUCGUAUGGAGGCCGGCGUCCGACUCAUAGAGAAAGUUUUUCUUUUCCCAGAAAAGGAUGGCACAGGGAAUAAAUUCUGGAUGGCAUUUGCUAAGAGACCGUUCUUAACUUCAGAUUAG
This is a messenger RNA of Trypanosoma theileri, 546 nucleotides long. RefSeq names its product ARP2/3 complex subunit. Gene Ontology annotation, cellular component: cytoskeleton; Arp2/3 protein complex. Gene Ontology annotation, molecular function: actin filament binding. The record is from RefSeq and is a predicted model, not a curated record. Bases 1 to 546 code for a protein of 181 amino acids. The transcript has a single exon. Gene Ontology annotation, biological process: regulation of actin filament polymerization; Arp2/3 complex-mediated actin nucleation. NCBI's taxonomy places the organism in Eukaryota, Euglenozoa, Kinetoplastea, Trypanosomatida, Trypanosomatidae.